AUGAAGUUGUCUCCUCCAGAGCAACUCAACACACCUGAGCAUGGUGAACCUACGUGGCUUUACGAGCACCUCAACACACCCGAGCAUGGUGAACCUACGUGGCCUUACGAGCACCUCAACACACCUGAGUAUGGUGAACCUACAUGGCCUUACGAGCACCUCAACACACCUGAGCAUGGUGAACCUACGUGGCCUUACGAGCACCUCAACACACCUGAGUAUGGUGAACCUACGUGGCCUUACGAGCACCUCAACACACCCGAGUAUGGUGAACCUACGUGGCCUUACGAGCACCUCAACACACCCGAGUAUGGUGAACCUACGUGGCCUUACGAGCACCUCAACGCACCCGAGCAUGGUGAACCUACGUGGCCUUACGAGCACCUCAACACACCCGAGUAUGGUGAACCUACGUGGCCUUACGAGCACCUCAACGCACCCGAGCAUGGUGAACCUACGUGGCCUUACGAGCACCUCAACGCACCCGAGUAUGGUGAACCUACGUGGCCUUACGAGCACCUCAACGCACCCGAGCAUGGUGAACCUACGUGGCCUUACGAGCACCUCAACGCACCCGAGUAUGGUGAACCUACGUGGCUUUACGAACACCUCAACACACCCGAGUAUGGUGAACCUAUGUGGCUUUACGAACACCUCAACACACCUGAGCAUGGUGAACCUACGUGGCCUUACGAGCACCUCAACACACCUGAGCAUGGUGAACCUACGUGGCCUUACGAACACCUCAACACACCUGAGCAUGGUGAACCUACGUGGCUUUACGAACACCUCAACACACCUGAGCAUGGUGAACCUACGUGGCUUUACGAACACCUCAACACACCUGAGUAUGGUGAACCUACGUGGCCUUACGAACACCUCAACACACCCGAGUAUGGUGAACCUACGUGGCCUUACGAGCACCUCAACACACCUGAGUAUGGUGAACCUACGUGGCUUUACGAACACCUCAACACACCUGAGUAUGGUGAACCUACGUGGCUUUACGAACACCUCAACACACCUGAGUAUGGUGAACCUACGUGGCCUUACGAGCACCUCAACACACCUGAGUAUGGUGAACCUACGUGGCCUUACGAGCACCUCAACACACCUGAGUAUGGUGAACCUACGUGGCUUUAA
Pecten maximus is the source of this 1143-nucleotide messenger RNA. RefSeq names its product early nodulin-75-like. The record is from RefSeq and is a predicted model, not a curated record. Bases 1 to 1143 code for a protein of 380 amino acids. The transcript is spliced from 2 exons. NCBI's taxonomy places the organism in Eukaryota, Metazoa, Mollusca, Bivalvia, Pectinida, Pectinidae.